Molecule: messenger RNA, 1839 nt
Organism: Manduca sexta (tobacco hornworm)
Lineage: Eukaryota; Metazoa; Arthropoda; Insecta; Lepidoptera; Sphingidae
Product: nudC domain-containing protein 1
Exons: 2
Coding region: 92-1822 (576 amino acids)
Source: RefSeq, a predicted model, not a curated record
CAUUGUCAUCUGUCAAAAAUCUAAACGAUUUCGUGUGCUGAUUUUAGACGACUUAUUCCAUUAAGAAAAUAAUUUUCCAUUGCAUAGUAACAUGCCGUCAACCCUUGUUGAAUUACGUCCCAAUCGGCGACUACUAGACCACGAAUUCGAAGGUUAUAAACUAAACUUGCAUUCGUUACCUCAUUACUCUUUAGAACUCCCGGCACCUGUUGACAAAGUUUAUCCAGACGAAGUGCAGUAUUCAUUUGUCCAUGCCAAGCUCUUUGCGUUACACAACCACCUGGUACUAGACUACUGGGACCAUUCUUACAACUAUUACUACAUAGAUAACAAACAACAAAUCCGGCUUGUCACUUUUGAAAACACCAAUCAAACAUUCCAACAUAAUGUGGUUUAUGACAUCCCGGCUCACGUGGGGAGAAAAUCUGGUCAUUUCAAUUUGUGUCUUGCGUUUCCUUCAAGCACUUUGGCGAUAGUUAGUGAUGGUACUGGAUACUUACAUAUAGUUGAAACCGGGCCGCGCAACCGGCCUACAUGCAGAAACCAAACGUGGCAGACAAUACAGUCCAGUUUAUUGCUGGGUGAUAGUAAAUAUUUUAUUAUAGUUGACACUAGAAUUCAACAGAAAGAUAAUGUAGAAACAUUACAUUGUCUACUGCAGUCAGUAGAACAGAAUGAGAAGCAGUUUGAUUCUGUCCUCACGUGGGUCACAUUUGAUUUUGAUGGACAGUCUUGGAAACAAAUGAGUUUUAGACAAUUACAAGGCAAAGGCAUAGUGCAUUAUGCAGCUAUAGAAAACAGUUUCAAUUCAAUAUAUAUAGCAUCUGAUAACACAUUUAAAUUCACAUUGGACUCUGAAAAGGAAAUCAAAGAACCAGCAAAUGUGGAGUCAAAAAAAAUUAUAUACACAUGGCUACAAACUACAGAAGACGUCACAAUAACAUUGAAAUUAGGAGAGAACUUUGAUAAGAAGAGUUUAUUAGUAGAUAUUACACCUUCAUCAAUUAAAGUUAGUUAUGCCGACAAGGUAUUCCUUGAUGGAAAAUUAAGGAACAAAGUAGACAGUACAUUAACUACUUGGAAUGUACAAGACAAUGGCCAAGUAGACAUAUUGGUGACAAAAUCUGAUAGUAUGCUAUGGGACGAGUUGGUUGAGGGAGGAGACAAUAAUGGAGAGCAGAUCUUGGAUGCAAGCUUGGUAGAAGAAGCACACAGACGUCUGGCUCACUUAUGUUCAGAGACUGAAAUGGAACCAGAUAAAACUGUGCCUGGACUGAACACACUAGAACUGGAGGAGUGUGAUGCUUCUGAGGAGGACACUGUAUUGGUUCGUAUUGAUGUCUUAACACACCAAAUCACACACAGAAUCCCUCUCAGUGUACACCAGUACCUUUUCAACAUAAAUUUGGAAACACAGGAGGUACCAGCCCUGGUCCUGCGUCAUGAUGUAGAUGCUUGCAUAUGGCAACCCUAUGCCCAACUAAUAAACUCAGACACUUGGCCCAUGAAACAUCAGGGAACUUUAAUGGCUUUCGGAUAUGUACAGUCAUCAAAGCAGAACAGGAAAUUUGUCACAUGCCCACCAAACUUUACAUAUAGUGUGGUAUGUGAGUCUUCAAGACAUAUAUUUAUUUACCAAAGUGCUACCGACCAAGAUUGCCAACUGAGGAAGCGUACAGCAGGUGUCAUGAAGCCCAUAAAGGUUGGCCAGCAACAUGUCUUCAAUAUAGACAAAUAUGGAGAAGUGCUUGGAAUUAAUGCCACGAACGAUUUCUUGUUUGUCUUGACUGAGACCCAGCUCCUUGCUAUACAGGUGCAAUAAAGUUAAAGGAUAUAUAU